AUGUCUGUCACCGAGCCGGAAUUCCGGCGUGCUUUGGCCGAUUUUGUGUCGAGGAUCGAUCAGCUCGGUAAAACUGAACGAUGGACUCUGCACAAGUCGGACAUGGGUAUCUGCGCCAAGCAGUCUGUAAUGAUCAAAUGGAGAAAAGAAGCGGUAAACCGGCAAGUUCACGUCACCUACAACUCCACCUAUGGUGUCCCUGUGCUUUGGUUCAAUUUCUAUAGGCGAGAUGGAACGCCUUUAACAUGCUCUGAAAUUAUGGAAAUGUCACACAACGAGGAUUCUGAAAUUUCACAAUAUAUCUCUCUGAAUGAACACCCGAUUCUUGGCGUUCUUUUCUACAAUAUUCACCCGUGCAAAACCAAAGACAUAUUGAAUGAGCUCGACGGCAAAGGAAACUAUAUUGCAAAAUGGUUGUCUGUAUAUGGGGCGCCAAUUGGCCUCGCUCCGCCAGAUGCGUUGUUCACUUCGAAGGCGCUUUCGCAGCGCUCCGAAGACGCAUCCCAAAGCUCGGAUGAUGGUUCCCUGAGCACUCUCGAGAUGUAG
This is a messenger RNA of Ostertagia ostertagi, 546 nucleotides long. Lineage: Eukaryota; Metazoa; Nematoda; Chromadorea; Rhabditida; Trichostrongylidae. The record is from the annotation of a GenBank genome assembly.